AUGUCCUUAUAUUCCAAACUUGGACCCCAAGGAAGAGCUCUUAUGAAUCAGGGCUCUCUUGUUGAAUCUGGAGAAGGUCCACAAGAAUUAGAUUUCCUCAUUGACAAUCUUAGAAAUCCUCGAAAGGAUGUGAAUUUGAAUUCAAUCUUAGGCUAUAUCUACCAUUAUUUACCCAAAAUCAAACUUGAACAUAAUCUACAACUAGUAGUGGCCAGUUUUUUGAACAAUCCAAUUAGUUUCCAACCUGGUGGAUUGGAUUUCGAACAAAAUUAUACAAUCAUCGAAGCAUUUAAAGCUAUCACUGAUAAGAAGUUAACUAUAUCCCAACCAACAUUGACAAUAAAAAACUGGUAUACUGUUAUUCUUCAAGAACUUAAGAAUUUUGUGCAUUUUGAUAUCAUCCAUAAUAGUUGGAAGGUGUUACCGAUUAUUUCAGGAAUCCAAUUAUCCAAUGGUUUGAGAGACGAUUUAUAUACUAACCAGAAUAUCUUAGAGUACAGGUGGUUUUUCCAGGAUUGGGAUGCUCAAAUAAGUAAGUUGUACAAACAGUGUUUGAACUAUUCCUUAACCAACUACAAUCCCGACAAUAUCAUCAAUUUGACUUUACUUAGUUAUUCUAUCACAUUCAAAAAGGAUAAAGAAUCAGUCAAAGAGUAUACCGGUAAAUUGUCCAAUGCUUUCAUUAUCAACAAGUUGAUCCAAUUGUUGUUUUCCAAUCAUGCACAAGGGUGUCAAGUGUAUGAAAGCUUCUUGGAAGGUGUGAACGUUGAAGUUACUCAAAAGCCGGUAAUCAAACAUUUGAAUCGUUUAUGCUUCUUAUUAGAGAAUUAUUUCACCAUCUUACCACUCAACAAUGAAUCCUUCCAAUUGGUGAUGGACAAUGUAAUGAAAAUAAAACAAUUCAAUCAAGCAUUAUCAGAAGGGAGUCAAAAUUCCGUCUUCAAUCACAAAUCAAGCUUAACCAACAAUUCCCCUGAGCACCAAAAUUUCUGGUUCUUGAUGAAAUCCAUAUUCUUUGGGGAAUGUAUAGUAUUCCAAGGAGUUUUAACCCGAUUUUUAUUGAGUAAUAAAGGGUUCAGUUUCUUCAGAUCUUAUAAUAUUCAAAGGGAUUACAGGCAAAUCUCCUUCAAGAUCUUGGAAUGUUUAUAUUAUUUGAACCAUGUUCUUCUUUCCAUUGGUCAAGGAGGUUUUGAUUCAUACAACUUCAUUUAUUAUUUAAGUCUUGAAAUCAUUCUUUCAAACAAGCACCUGACAAAUGAACUUGAAAAAGUCUCUAUGUGGUUUUUCGGAUACCCUAACGUCAAUUUAUAUCAUGAAGCAUUAAAUAUCAACUAUAUCAACAGAAGCAGAGUUUUGUUUGUAUUUGGGUUAUGGGAAAAUUACUUACAAACCAAUAAGGAUAGUCCUUUUGCUAAAGAAAUCUUCCGUUUAUGUCUUGAUAUUAUCAAUAAUGAAGCUAUAAGAGAUUAUGACUUGAUAGAAGCUUGUCAUUCUGUGGUCUUAUUAUGUUUCUCGGAUAAUAUCGAUAUUAAACAAGGAAUGCAAUAUGUUGACCUUUUAACCCAUCAAUUCCCCCAUCUUUUAUCCCCCCAUCAACUCAGUAUUGCCGUUGAAUCUAUCGGUAAGGUUAUAUUAUCAAAACCCGUCAUAUAUAAUGAAUCAGUCCAUGCUAAUUCUUCAGAAGAAUUUUUGGAAUUCUACUACUUCAAGUGUUUGAAUGCCAGACCUGGUUUACCAAUCAAACCACAAUCAGGUAAUUUUACUUCAGCUCAACCAAUUCCUGAGAUAUCUGCUGAAUCUACGAUCAAAGCAUUGGAUGUAAAGAAAGAACAAAUCAAUAUAAUCAAAGAGAAUAAAUUGAAGAAACCAAAAGAUUUCAUAAAAUUAGAUAUUUUACCUGACCAACCUAAAAAAGAUUAUGCGUUCACCAAGAGAUUAGUUCCUGAAACUUCAAGAGAAGCAUUGAUUCUAUCAUUCAUUAACUUGAUACCUUAUUUACCAUUAUCGAUGUUUGUUAAAUGGUUAGAUAAGACGAUGUUAAUCAUUGAAGCAAGUAAUCAAAAUGAACGUUCAUAUUUGGUAGAUAUGCUUUGGAAAGUUAUUAGUGAGAAUCUUGACUUGAAUCGUUGUGAAAUGGCUUAUAGGUGGUGGUACGAAACCAAACUAGCAGUUGAAUCAUAUCAACCUUCUAAGUUAUAA
Molecule: messenger RNA, 2199 nt
Organism: Yamadazyma jaroonii
Lineage: Eukaryota; Fungi; Ascomycota; Pichiomycetes; Serinales; Debaryomycetaceae
Source: the annotation of a GenBank genome assembly